AUGUCUACCCCAUCGGCAAUGUUCGACAUGACGCAAGGUCGUCGCGACCUGGCCGCCCUGCCCUCCGACUGGCAACAAAACAUCAGAGAAGCUUGGGAAGUCGUCGACCAACAAGGCCUCGGCUCCCUCAACGCGCGCGAGUGGCCCUUUGCCCUCCGCGCCAUCGGCUUCGACCUGGCCCGCACAGAGACCUACGCCCUCCUCCUCGCCCACGGCGUCCCGCCGCACGAUCACGACCCGUCGAGGGGCCCCUGCAGCCCGUCCCGCCUGCGCAUGCCGCAGGAGCACUUCUCCGCCAUCGCGGCGUGGCUGCUGAUGCGCCGCGACCCGCAGGAGGAGGCCGAGGACGCGUGGAAGAUGUUUGAUCCUCGCGGCACGGGGCGGGUCACGCUCGAGAGUUUGAGAGCGGUGUGCGGCGAGGUGAAUUCUACGCUGAGCGAGGCGGAUAUGAGGAGGAUGAUUGACAUGGCGGAUAUCUCGGGUAAAGGAUGGGUUAGUAAGGAGGAGUUUAUUGAGGUUGCCAAGGGCGGGUUUGGACGUGGUUGA
Colletotrichum fioriniae is the source of this 546-nucleotide messenger RNA. It is a transcript of the gene CDC31, whose product is annotated as Calcium-binding component of the spindle pole body (SPB) half-bridge. The record is from RefSeq and is a predicted model, not a curated record. NCBI's taxonomy places the organism in Eukaryota, Fungi, Ascomycota, Sordariomycetes, Glomerellales, Glomerellaceae. Gene Ontology annotation, molecular function: calcium ion binding.